Molecule: messenger RNA, 1588 nt
Organism: Phycomyces blakesleeanus NRRL 1555(-)
Lineage: Eukaryota; Fungi; Mucoromycota; Mucoromycetes; Mucorales; Phycomycetaceae
Product: basic-leucine zipper transcription factor
Exons: 1
Coding region: 426-1331 (301 amino acids)
Biological process (GO): regulation of DNA-templated transcription
Molecular function (GO): DNA-binding transcription factor activity
Source: RefSeq, a predicted model, not a curated record
UUUUUUUUUUCCCUUCUUCUGCUUCUUCCCUUUGCUCUUAUUAUUUUAUUAUUAUUUGUCUAUUUGUGUGUGUAGAUUCCUAUUGCUCACACACUUCUUGACUUUGUUUACCUUUUAACUUUUCAUACCUCCCCUUUAAUUAUUUAUAUAUUUCCCACACCUUACAUUUAUUAUAUUUUUUCCAACAUGGCUUCCUUCACCGCUUAAGCGCCCUUCGUACAUUCGUACGAUUUAUUUACAUUCGAUUCAACCACAACCCUACCCCAGAAAUAUUUUACACUUCGCCACCAUGGCCUUCGAUCAUUCUUUAAGAUGUUCAAAAUCUCGCAAACUCAACAAAAAGACGUGCAAAUCUCGAAAACCAAAACUCAGUUCCCCCUCUUGAACAAAAGUAUCUAAACAUAAACAACCCAGUACAACCAACCAUGUCUGCCGCACCCGCGUUCUCACACACCGCCGAAUCAAAACCAACCAUGGACGAAACCGUCUUCCAACAACUCUUUGAAUCCUUUGCCACCCCGCAAGAUAUGGCAAUGUCAGACAACACCGUCUUUGACGAGUGGCUUGUCCACCCAUCACUCCCCUCUCCAAACACAAGUGAGCAUUCCAGCCCUGAAAUUGCUACUCCUCUCGAUGCCUUUCUCAGAUCACCACCGUUUGAUAACAAGGACAACAUCUGCCUCGAAAACGCUGGCUUUGGUCUUGAUCUGGACAUGUCAGACAUCCUCAACUCACCCUUGUUCGAUGUCGCCUCGCCUGAUCUUUCGUUCCAAACUAGCCCUAUCGUAGACCCAGUUGUAGUCCAUCACCAACAAAGUCAGCAAUCCGCGCCAGCUCCCGUGUCUAUUUCAACCAGCACUGCUCAGCAGGUUAGUCAUUUGUUCUCAGAUCUUGGCGGUCUUCCCGCUGCCUUGGCUGCACUGGCUGCUGCAAACCCUCCUCCUGGUGUACCCCAGACCCCUGUGGUUGUGGCUACUUCUGCUGUUUCUCCUUCUCCUUCUCCUGUGUUCAAAUCACAAACCAAGCGUGCCAGAGACUCGAUUGAUGAAGACCUUGGCCAGUUCUCUCCUUGUGAAGCCGCCCUCAAGCGCCAGAAGAACACCGAUGCUGCUCGUAGAUCCCGACUCAAGAAAGUCAUGAAGAUGGAGUCCCUUGAAAUCCGUGUGUCUGAUCUUGAAAAGAUCAACACCAGCCUACUCUUGCGCGUGGCUGUAUUGGAUUCUGAGAAAUCCAACCUGCAGAUUAAGGAAUCUUCCUAUGAAAGCCGUAUCAAGGUUUUGGAAGCCCAACUUGCCGAAGCCCACAAAGCAUUGGCCGGCAGAACCAUUUAAAUAACAACAAUAAUAAUAAUUACAAUAAUUUCUUUUUGUUUUGUUUUGUUUUACACAUACAUUUAUUUAUCCAUCUACUAUUUAGCUCUUUAUACAUCUUCCUUUUCUAUUUUACUUUGAAGCAUAGCAAUUAUAAUUUUAUAUAUAUAUAUAUUUACAUUUUCAUCAAGUUUUUCUUUUAGUUUCCUUUAAUUCAAUCUCUUUUUGUCUCUAAUUUAUCUUGCAAUAAAAUCACAUAUAUUUUGCCUGUAAAUACU